This is a messenger RNA of Phyllostomus hastatus (greater spear-nosed bat), 2510 nucleotides long. It is a transcript of the gene UPK3B, whose product is annotated as uroplakin 3B. The transcript is spliced from 6 exons. NCBI's taxonomy places the organism in Eukaryota, Metazoa, Chordata, Mammalia, Chiroptera, Phyllostomidae. The record is from RefSeq and is a predicted model, not a curated record. The coding region runs from base 370 to 1227 and encodes 285 amino acids.
GGCACAUGGGGUGCAGGAAUCUCAGGCAUGUGGCUCUGGGCCCAAGGUUCCAGAUAUUUGGUCUCCCCAGGGAUGGGAGAAUGGGAGGCUGGGUGGGGCCUAAACUGAGACAGGGGAUUCUGGGCUCCAGCGGCCUCCCCCUCAGCCCUGGCCAGCCCCACCCUAGAGCCCUGCCCAGUCCCCUCCCUGUGGGGGGCUGGGCUGAGGGGAGGAGUUGGGGUUCGUUCACAUUUUCAGGUCUUUCCAGCCCCUGGCCAGCCUGGCAGCCGGACAAACCAGCUCCUCCAGGCCCAAGGCGUUGGGGGAGGGGUGCGGCAGAGGGGCAGUGGGAGCAGCCCCAGGCUGCGGGUGUGGUGGAAGGCGGCCAUCAUGGGGUUCUCCCAGAGGCAGCCUCGCCCGUGGCUGCUGCUCCUGUUGGAGGCGCUGGUCUGGCACCAGCCCUGCAUGAACCUGGAGCUGAUCCCCUACACGCCGCAGAUAACAGCCUGGGACCUGGAAGGGAAGGUGACGGCCACCACGUUUUCCUUGGAGCAGCCGCGCUGUGUGCUGGACAGUCACGCCAGUGCUGCCAGCACUGUCUGGCUGGUGGUGGCCUUCAGCAAUGGUGUGUCACAGCCCUCCAGGGACUUCCAGAACCCAACGACGCUGGCUGCGAUCCCAGCCUCUCCUCAGCUGCUGACCACUGAUGGCCACUACAUGACGCUGCCCUUGUCCCUGGAGCAGCUGCCCUGCAAGGAGGAUCCCGUGGGUGACAGCAGCAUCCCCGUGUUGCGGGUGGGCAAUGACCCCGACUGCCUGGCUGGCCUCCACCAGCCAGCCUACUGCAAUGCCCCCCUCCCGGGCCCCGGACCGUACAGGGUGAAGUUCCUCCUGAUGGACGCCAGGGGCUCACCCCAGGCCGAAACCAGAUGGUCGGACCCCAUCACUCUCCACCAAGGGAAAUCCCCAGGCUCCAUCGACACGUGGCCAGGGCGGCGACAUGGUGACAUGAUUGUCAUCACCUCCAUCCUCUCCUCUCUGGCCGGCCUGCUGCUCCUGGCCUUCCUGGCAGCCUCCACUGUGCGCUUCUCCAGCCUGUGGUGGCCUGAGGAAGCCCCUGAGCAGCUUCGGAUUGGCUCCUUCAGGGGCAAGCGCUACAUGACCCACCACAUCCCGCCCAGUGAAGCUGCCACCCUGCCGGUGGGCUGCGAGCUGGGCCUGGACCCCUUCCCCAGCCUCAGCCCUUAGCCUGGCCUGUGUGCCUGGCGCUGGGGCAGGGAAGGGAGGGGAGGGAGAGACAUGGGCAGAGUGCUCCUCCUCAGCCCUUGCGCCCACGCGCCCUCCCCUGUCACACUUCCCCCUGCCUGAAAUCCCUCCGCCGGCAGCCCUGACUGGCUUUCCCAUUUCCCGCUCUCUCAGGCAACUGAAGCUGCAUGCAGGGGAGUUUGGGUGAGGGCCACAGUCAGGCUGGGCCUCCAGCCCCCACCGCCCUCCCUACCUCUGUUCUGCACAUCCUCCUGUGAGUCAGGAUGGAAAGGCCACCCUGACUGGAAGCUUCCAGGCCCCGGGGGAGGCCUAGAGCAGACCUAGGAAGCUGGACUGGGACCACCAUGGGAGUGUGGGGCCUGAGCCUCCCCGGUCUCCGUCCCGCCGGCCAGUGGCUGGGGCUGCAGUGAAGCCGUCAGGGGCAUCUUCCCUGUCCCUGGGCACAGGCCCUUCUUGAGCGUGGCUAGAAGGUCAGAGUGUAGAUGCACCUUAUGACCGUGUGGCCACUGAUUUGGGCCACCACUUCCAACUCCCCUGCACACACAGAGGGCCCUCGCACUUACCUACUCACUGUCACUCCACAAACUUGUUGAGUGCCUACUGCAUGCCAAGCACACUGUUAGACAUGUGGCCUCAGGCAGGUCUUGGGGAGCUCACUCACUGCUCUGGACCUCAAACGGCAAUAUGUCCAGAUGUGACCUGUUACCGUUGAGAGGCUGUCGCGCCCUCAGAUUGUCACAUACACUGGGCCUCACACUCCCUCAGACAAUCACCCCAAUGGGCUCUCUUGGGUCCACAAUCACCCCCCACCUGCAGUCACUGGAGGACAGGUUUCAUUCCCCCAGCGUCUGUCUGCCCAUAAGGCUGGUGUUACCCUCUGUGGCCACACGAGGGCGACCAGUGCACCGCAGAUCUUGCCGAACAGUCCAGCAUGAGCACUCCCAUUCGCGGACCUGCAGGGCGCCGCUCCCACCCGGUAACCCGACGGUCAAAGAGCAGCACCACUCAGCAGGGUCUCUGGAGGUCAGGGCUCCAGGCCCCACUUCGAUCACGCCAGAGGGAUAAGCAGUUGCGCUCCUCUUGUCCAAUCCACGCAGCCUCACCGUUUUCUAGAUGGAGAAACAAGCUCAGUGACUUGCCCACUGCGCUGUCCACUGCUACCCCACACGCUGGCCCCUGGCCCCUGACCCCUCUAGCCUGACUGCAGUGCCUGCGGGCCGGUGGCGGGGGGCAGAGGGGUAGGUAAAUAAAUGCUGUCUGCCUUU